CGUAAUUGACACUUGCUGAGGUAUGCUGCAGCCUGAUUCGGGUCUUUUCAUUCGGGGUUCUGAGAAGGAAGCCAAUCGUGUGCGCAGCAGAAUAGUUACCAGCAAUAGAUUGACCUGACCCUGACUGUCACCAUGGUGCGUGUAAACAACUGCUGUGGGUGCUGUGACCUCAAGUCCGGCACCAUCUCCAUCUCCAUCGUGUACCUGGUCUUGGCUAUAAUCAACAUGGUGCUCGGCAUCAUGGGUGUGGUUGGCACCAAAGGAGCUCCCAUGUACAUUGGCGUCACCAUUGACGGGUUGAUGGUUGUCCUGUGUAUCCUCCUCAUCAUCGGGGCUGUCAAGGACAACCACAUCCUGUGCAUGGUGUGGGUGGUGGGUGCGAUCGUGUGGUCCGUGCUUGUGACCAUCAUGGCCAUUGUGGUCUCUGUGGUGGUUGGUAUCGCCGCCAACGCCGCUCAGGAUAUUCAGCCGGACCCGGACGAUCCAGACAUCAACCCCCAGGCAGUUGGAGCCGCCAUUGGUCUAAUCUUGGGUGUGAUGUGGGCCAUUGUGGCAGUGGAAGUCGCUCUGGUGAUUUACAGCGCCAUCGUGGUGUACUCACACGCCCAGAACCUGCGUGAGGGUGGCGGCUGCCCCCCACCAUACUCCCAGUUCGGUGGUCCCAAUGUCAUCUAAUCACAGGUAACAACAAAGGAGGGACACCAGAGUGGGCACAUCACCGACUCACAACACACUGACCAUCGUGCCUGGAAAGUUGUCUGUCUUGUAUCCAAGGUUUCAAACAAUGUCAACUCUACACUCUAUUUUACAUCAGUUGUUAUUUUGAUUAGUCGUGUUAGCAAAGGUCCUAAUAAAGAGG
Branchiostoma floridae (Florida lancelet) is the source of this 859-nucleotide messenger RNA. Its product is annotated as lysosomal-associated transmembrane protein 4B-like. The transcript has 7 exons. Lineage: Eukaryota; Metazoa; Chordata; Leptocardii; Amphioxiformes; Branchiostomatidae. The record is from RefSeq and is a predicted model, not a curated record. Bases 133 to 675 code for a protein of 180 amino acids.